AUGCGUCUUCAAUUGGACAAAUUUGGCCAAAUUAAGAACUGGAUUCAUAUAGGCCAGGCAAUUGUGCUAUUUCUUGCCUGGGUCCUCACAAUAGCCGUUUUCACCAAAGAUGGAAGCACUGACGGUCGAGUGGGCUGGUACUUUGGGCUGUGCUGGCUCACCAUCCCUAUUUUAAUCUACCUGACUAUGGUCCCCAUGUGGUCCCGCGCCCGACGCUUUGCAAAUGUCUACGCUUUUGCCUCUCUUGACGGUCUCUCUGUGAUUUUAUGGCUCAGUGCUUGGGCGGCCGUCGCCUCAUACGUGUCCUCGGGCAAAGGGAAAGGCGACAAAGAAGAUGCAUCAGGCUGUGACAAUUUCAAAUACGGCAGUGCCAGCCGCUGCCAGCUCAGCGAAGCGAUCAUCGCAUUCGGCGUCAUUGAGAUGCUCCUGUUUGUCGCCACGGCUUUCAUCUCGUUCCGUGCGGUCAUGAACUUCAAGCGAACGGGCAUGAUGCCUUCACCUCCGGUCGAUCACACGAGUGGGAAAGCCAGUGACUUCUCGGCUCAGACUCAAGAUGACUUCUCGAGUAGUAUGCGGGCGGAUGAGGACUUUGACGAGGAGCAACACCAUGCAGGCAGACAGGAUUAUGCGUACCAGAAGCCGGCAUACGACGAUGAAUAUGCCCCGAUUCACCAGACCGACCAUGAUGAUAUCACACAAAUGCCGGCUGUCCAGCCCCAAAGUCCAUUGAAUCACAGCGGUCUCGGCAUCCAUGACUAUGAUACAAGCUACAACGGCGCGUAUGGCGGUCAAGGUGGCCGGGAUGCUUCAGGACGAUAA
Rhinocladiella mackenziei CBS 650.93 is the source of this 819-nucleotide messenger RNA. RefSeq lists its product as uncharacterized. Bases 1 to 819 code for a protein of 272 amino acids. Gene Ontology annotation, cellular component: membrane. The record is from RefSeq and is a predicted model, not a curated record. The transcript has 2 exons. NCBI's taxonomy places the organism in Eukaryota, Fungi, Ascomycota, Eurotiomycetes, Chaetothyriales, Herpotrichiellaceae.